Messenger RNA from Telopea speciosissima, 1580 nucleotides. Its product is annotated as cytochrome P450 CYP736A12-like. Lineage: Eukaryota; Viridiplantae; Streptophyta; Magnoliopsida; Proteales; Proteaceae. Gene Ontology annotation, molecular function: oxidoreductase activity, acting on paired donors, with incorporation or reduction of molecular oxygen; heme binding; monooxygenase activity. The record is from RefSeq and is a predicted model, not a curated record.
AAAUUAUGUGCAAUGUUCAUUAAUCUUGCCCUGUUAGUUCCUCCCCUUCCAUCUUAAUGUCACCUUGGACCAUCGCUGUUCUCUUAGUAGUCGUUGGAGGGCUCUGGUCUUUAACAGCCCAUCUCCGGGAUGCUUUCAGAGCGACGCAGCAGGAUGAUCACCGAUUACCACCGGGUCCUCGAGGGUUGCCAAUUUUAGGCAAUCUUCUCAUGUUGGGUGUUCUUCUCCAUCAUACUCUCCAUCAGUUGGCCAAGAUUUAUGGAUCCAUCAUGUACAUCCGGCUUGGCCUAGUGCCAACCGUGGUGGUUUCAUCUCCUCAGGCAGCCGAGUUGUUCCUCAACACUCAUGAUCUUAUCUUUGCCAGUCGACCUUACAGCAUGGCUGCUCAAUAUAUUUCAUAUGGGAACAAGGGCAUUGCAUUUUCUCGAUACGGUCCAUAUUGGCGCAAUGUCCGCAAAUUGUGCACCAUAGAGCUACUUAGCGCUGUCAAAGUUGAUUCAUUCAAGCAUAUGAGGAAAGAAGAAGUCGGUCUCUUUGUUCAGUCCCUCAAAAAUGAGUCGGGGACAAUAAUUGAUGUGAGUACCAAGGUGGGUUCCCUGAUAGAGGACAUGACUUACCGGAUGUUGAUAGGGAGCAAAGACAACAGAUUCCACCUCAAACCAGUUGUACAUGAAACAUUUAAGCUUGUUGGAGCUUUCAACCUGGCCGAUUACAUUCCCUGCCUUGGUCCAUUGGACUUUCAGGGAUUAGCUCGUCGCAUGAAGGCAGUAAGUAAAGUUUUUGAUGAGUUAUUGGAGAAGAUCAUUGAUCAACACAUACAAGAUGCUAAAGAUCGCCAACACAACCACAAGGAAAACUUCAUUGAUGUAAUGCUAUCAUUAAUGAUGGAAUCGAAAAACACUGCAGAUGAACAAGGCUAUAUGAUCGAUCGAACCAAUAUUAAAGCAAUCAUUUUAGAUAUUCUUGCGGCUGCAAUGGACACAUCGACUGUCAUAGUUGAAUGGGGCCUUUCCGAACUGUUGAGGCAUCCAAAGGUAUUGGAAAGGCUCCAAGAAGAAUUGAGGGAUAAAGUAGGCAUGGAUCGGCUAGUUGAAGAAGACGAUUUAGUAAAGCUGAAUUACUUCGACAUGGUAGCUAAGGAAGUCAUGAGGCUUCACCCUGUUGCUCCAUUGCUUGUGCCUCAUGAGUCCAUGGAAGAUAUAACAAUCAACGGAUACCAUAUACCUAAGAAAUCUCGUGUCAUUAUAAAUUCAUGGGCAAUUCAACGAGACCCAAUUGUGUGGUUAGAUAAUGCUGAAGAAUUCUUGCCUGAAAGAUUCAUUGGCAAUAAUAUUGACAUUCGUGGACGUGACUUCCAGUUUAUCCCAUUUGGAUCAGGUCGUAGAGGGUGUCCGGGCAUUCAUUUGGGCCUUGUAGUUAAAUUGGUACUUGCACAAAUGGUACAUUGCUUUGAUUGGGAGCUACCUAGUGGCAUGUCACCUAGUGACUUGGACAUGACUGAGAAGUUUGGCCUAUCAGUUUCAAGAGCCAAUCAUUUACUUGGCAUUCCGACUUAUCGACUUUGAGUGGCAUCGAUUAAU